AUGUUCAAUAAGCUUUCUAAAAAUUUAUUCUGGGAAAAUUAGUAAUAUAAAUUAAUAUUCCCAGAUAAAAUUCUAAUUGAAUUAAUAAAAAAACAAUAAAUAAAACACACCAAUCAUCAAUCAUCUAUCUAUCUAUCUAUCUAUCUAUCUAUCUAUCUAUCUAUGCCUACUGAAUUUAUAAAAAACUUGGAUAUAUUUUCUUAGUCUUUCUAAUUCAAUUCAGGAAAGUAGUCUUUGAGAAAAAGAACUAUUGUAGGCUCUUUUCUAUCUAUCACAAUACUAGGGGCUACAAUAGCUUAUUUGUUUUAUAUGUCUUUGCUAUACUUUAGCAAUUAAAUUGAUCCAAAAUUUAGAUCUUAAACAUUUGUUAGUAAUGAUAGAUUAGAAAUACCACUUGAUAAUGACAUGUACGGCUUUAAGUUUUUUUCUAUGAAGAACCUAACAACUUUAGAUGAAAUUCAAAAUAAAUAAAAUAAAACUUAUUUAGUUAUAGUUCCUUAUUUUGUGUUUAAUAAUAACUCGUAUUAAAGUGAAACUAAAUUGGAUAUAAUUAAAUGUAAAACCCCUUCUCUUUAAGGCUUUUCAUGUCUUGAUACUUCAAAACUUGAAAAUAAAAUGAUCACAAUUGGAAAUAAUGAGAGUAUGAAUUCCUACAUUUAAUUAAAUGCUUAUAGAUGCUAAGAUGUUGAUAUGAAGAAAAAUUUUGUCCCAGAUAACUGCGCAAGUCCAUAAGAAAUAGAAAAUUAUAUAAUUGACCAAUCGAAUGCCAUUAAAAUAAAACUAUUUACAUCUCAAUAUAAUAUAACUUUAAAGUCUAUGCAAUCAAAUUAUAAGCAAUAGAAUUUUAUAAUGUCUAAUAAUUAAUUAUUAAUUGGAUAAUUCAAAGCAAUAAAGUAAAUAACAUAUGUUAAAGAUGGUCCUUUGAUUUAAUUAGAAUCAAGUUACAGUUCUCCUAUUUCGUACAUGCUGUUUACAGAAACUUUGGAUUAAUAAACUGUGAGUAAGUAAACUGGUUUGAAAUAUUUUAUGUAAAUAUAUAUAUCCUUAGAUGAAUAAGUUGAAUAAAUUAACAUUUAAUAUCCAACUUUUACAGAAGUUUUAUCCAUUUGCAAUAGUACCUUAGCUUUUUUAAUGUUUUUUGGAGUUUUUGGAAGAUAGCUUGCUUAGAGUUUAAUAAGACAGGAUUUGUUUAUAUUAAUACUUUAAAAUUUAUAUUCUGGUACUUAUUAAAAAAUUUUACAGUUGAAUAAUGUUUUGCUAAAUAAAAAUAAAAACAAUAAGAAAAACGAUAACAAUAAAAAUAAUAGCAAUGAUAGCAAUAAAAAUAAUAAUAGCGAUAAUAAUACAAAUAGUAACAAUCGAAGUGAUUAAGAUAAAAUUAAUAGCAGCAAAAAAAGUAAUUGUAACACAAAUGAUAAUAAUGAUUGUAGCCCAGAUUAAAAUGAAUAAGAGAAUACAAGUCCUAUUUUAAUUCCAUACCUUUUGACAAAAUCUGGAGAAAAAACUUUAAAUUAAGUGUAUUAAUAAAAUAACAUAGAACGAAAAAAUACAAAAGAUCAUUCUUUAGUAAGUUCUAAAGAGUUAUUUAAUAAUAAACUAAUUAAAAAUAGUAAAUAAAUGGAUUUAAACUAUGAAUUAGUUUUGACAUCUCCAAGUCCAUUAAACAUACAAUAAUCAAAUGAGAUUAAAAAUAUAAAGAGGUUAGAAAAUUUUUAGAAGGAACAAAGCUAAUUAAAGAAUUUUUUACCUAAUACAAGGCAAUAAAAACUCUAAAAAAAUUAAAAAAACAUAAUGAAAAAAUAGUUUGUUAAUCAAGAUUAAAACCAGCAGGAAGUUAGAAUUGAAAAUAAUAAAAUUUUUGAAGAUCAAAAAUUAAAAACUUUAAAGGAUAAUUUCUUAACCAGAAAAAUUAAAGAUAUCAUCUUCAAAUUUAAAUUCUGCAAAAAGAAGGAAUAUUUACAUUCAAUAGGAUUAAAUAAUGAAACUAAGUUACAAAUAGACUAGUAGGUCGACUAUAGUUUAGACUAUCAAAAAUUGUUUAAAGAUAUAAUCUUCUUGAAAAAGGCUGUUGCGAGUCUUCUAACUAAAGACCAGUUUGCUGCUUUAUUUUAUGUAGGACUUUCUGAUACAUUUUGGAAAAAGAAGUUAAACAAAAACAUAGAAUAAAAGAUGAGUCACUUUGAAGAACUAUUUGAAGUUACAAUAUCUGAAUAACAAUAGUUUGAUUAUCUUAAGAAUUUUAUUAAAAAAUGCUAUAAUCAGGAUAAUUUAAACGAAAUAGAUAAAAGAAUAUUCUCAUCUCUAAUUUGA
Messenger RNA from Tetrahymena thermophila SB210, 2310 nucleotides. Its product is annotated as transmembrane protein, putative. The transcript has 3 exons. Gene Ontology annotation, cellular component: BRCA1-BARD1 complex; plasma membrane; BRCA1-A complex. Gene Ontology annotation, molecular function: ubiquitin-protein transferase activity. Gene Ontology annotation, biological process: double-strand break repair via homologous recombination; negative regulation of fatty acid biosynthetic process; positive regulation of transcription by RNA polymerase II. The record is from RefSeq and is a predicted model, not a curated record. Lineage: Eukaryota; Ciliophora; Oligohymenophorea; Hymenostomatida; Tetrahymenidae.